UUCAAAACAAGAAGCCGCUAAACUCAUCUCCAAAACCCCUUCCAUCAUCUUUCCAACACCAAAUCAACAAUCCCUACAUUCAACCAUCAACUGGGUCUCAAACAAAUUCAAAAUCUUGAAACCCCAUCUGCAAAUGUCAUCUCCACCCCCACCAAACCCCCUCCCCACCACCACCACAACCCCCAAUUUCUUGCAACCCCAAAAACAUUCACACCCACCAAUCUACCAAACCUUCUACAACCCCCAACACUCCAAUUCACGACCUCAUCAUCAACAACCACCUCUUCCGGUCUCCGGUUACCCUUAUACGGUUAAUCGCCCACAUGGGUUCUUGAAUUCGGAUCAAUUGGUUAAGGUUAACCCCUUGUCUGCCCCUUUGCAACAAACCCUUGUGGGUGGUGCUCCUACUGUUUCUGCAAACACAAAGGUUGUGGGUCAAUCAUCGGUUGCUUUUGAUAAUAGCUUAAGGGAAAAGAAUGGAGAUGAUGCCUUCAUUGUUAUUAGAGAUAGAAAGGUUCAAAUUUCAGAGGGCACUUCUCUUUAUGCACAAUGCCGCUCAUGGUUGAAGAAUGGGGUUACUUUAGAAAAACAGCCACAGUAUCCGGAUGGUGUCAAAUCUCUUCCAAAGCCACUGCCUGCAUCAACGGUAGAAGCUAGAAAGGAGGAUGACCUGGAAUUAGAGGAGGAGAAUCCCGAGAAUGUCGAUCACUUGUCUGCUAAGGAGCUGUUGCAACUGCAUGUUAAUCAUGCGAAGAAGGUUCGAGCGAGAUUAAGAAAUCAACGGCUACAAAGAAUCGAAAGGUACAAAGACCGUCUUGCUCUACUCUUGCCAGCGGUUGCGGAUCAACAGCCAAAGAACGACCCUGCAUCUUGAAGCAUCCGCAUGCCAAUGAGCAAACCUGCAAAAAGAAGCCAACUCUUUAACCAACUUUAAUAAUUGGCUCUUUUUAUCUUUUAUCUUUGAUAUUACUUUUUAGUUAUCUUUUAAUAUCCUUUAGAACAUUGGGAUAACUUAUUAGUUUUUUAAGAUACAUAUGUUAUGAUGAAUAUGAUUACAGUGACAGUAUCUUUAUCUCCUUUUUGA
Helianthus annuus (common sunflower) is the source of this 1084-nucleotide messenger RNA. RefSeq lists its product as uncharacterized. NCBI's taxonomy places the organism in Eukaryota, Viridiplantae, Streptophyta, Magnoliopsida, Asterales, Asteraceae. The record is from RefSeq and is a predicted model, not a curated record. Gene Ontology annotation, cellular component: transcription repressor complex. Bases 134 to 874 code for a protein of 246 amino acids. The transcript is spliced from 7 exons.